AUGUGUGCCUCCCUCACUAAAGACUCGACGGAACCUGAAUCAAGAAAUGUAGAAAGUUAUCGCAGUGACGACGGGUGCCAUCCACCAACGGAAUGCGACACCUCUUCUUCCACUUCGGGAAAGAACCAGACUGAAAUCGCGAACCCCAAUGAUUCCGUCGUCAAAGCAGACUACUUUGUUUCAGCUAGCGUUAACAAGCAGGUUACGAUAGUUGUGGUCUACGAGUCACUCUGCCCCUAUAGCAGAGACUUCGUUUACGCACAGUUGCUGCCGACCUACUCCAAGCUCUUUCCCUACAUCAUGCUCACCAUGCUGCCCUUCGGCAAGGCGCUCGUCAGAAAUGAAACCGACGGUAAGGGUCACAACGUUACCAUGAUCUCCUGUCACCACGGCCCAAGCGAAUGCAUAGGAAACCAAAUCGAAACCUGUAUGCUGAGAGUUGUCAAGACAACCUUGGUUGCCGUCCGAAUCGUCGCUUGCAUGUCCCAUUACUUAUCUCCCCACCUCGCUGGACAGGGAUGCGUCGAAGCCAACGGCGUCCAAUGGAGCCUUAUAGAAGCCUGCGUCAAGCAACACGGUGAUGAGUACGAGCUCCAGGUUGCCAGAGCGACGUGGUCUUACCAGAGUGUGGUGACUCGUGUUCCUCUGGUCAUCAUUGACGGGGACAAGGGCAGCUAUGUCAACAGUGAAGCACAAAAAGACAUGAUGGGCCUGACGUGUAAUCGGAUCGUAGAAGAUGGUAACAAGGAACCCAAGCCUUGCGCCUUAGAACGCCGCCGACGUCGACGCCGAAGACGUUAA
Messenger RNA from Ixodes scapularis (black-legged tick), 801 nucleotides. Its product is annotated as gamma-interferon-inducible lysosomal thiol reductase-like. The coding region runs from base 1 to 801 and encodes 266 amino acids. NCBI's taxonomy places the organism in Eukaryota, Metazoa, Arthropoda, Arachnida, Ixodida, Ixodidae. The record is from RefSeq and is a predicted model, not a curated record. Gene Ontology annotation, molecular function: oxidoreductase activity, acting on a sulfur group of donors, disulfide as acceptor. The transcript has 2 exons.